UAACAGGGCAAAGAGGAAGACAGCUGUGUCAUAUGACAAUGGGCCGAGAUUUGCACGUGAUGGAACAAAAUAAAAGUAAAGCAACCAGGAACUCAUUCAUCAUCACCUCCUUUACCGUCGUCUAGAAGUGUAGCUUGACAGGAGUGCACAGGCCAUGAUGCUCGGGAGCUUGCUGUUUGCUGUGUGUUGUAGUGCAGCACUGGCCUUUUUCAACACAAAUCUAGACCAGCACUGGGAGUUGUGGAAGAAGACGCAUAACAAGUUUUACUCCAGCAAGGAUGAAGAACUGGGCAGGAGGGAGUUGUGGGAGAGAAACCUCGAGCUUAUCACCCUUCACAACCUGGAGGCCUCCAUGGGCCUGCAUUCAUAUGACCUGGGCAUGAACCACAUGGGUGACAUGACAACAGAGGAGAUCCUGCAAACGUUAGCCACGAUUCGUGUCCCUCCUGGCUUUAAGAGGCAAACAGCAGAGUUUGUGGGCUCAUCUGGAGCUGCUAUCCCAGACUCUCUGGACUGGAGAGAGAAGGGAUAUGUCUCCAGUGUGAAGAACCAGGGUGCAUGUGGUUCAUGUUGGGCGUUUAGCUCCGUUGGGGCUCUUGAAGGUCAGCUGAUGAAGACCACUGGAAAGCUGGUCGACCUCAGUCCUCAGAAUCUGGUGGACUGUUCCUCCAGUUACGGCAAUUACGGCUGCGGUGGUGGUUUGAUGAGUGCUGCCUUCCAGUAUGUUAUUGAUAAUGGUGGAAUAGACUCCGAGUCAUCUUACCCUUAUGAAGGAGUGCAAGGGCAGUGCAGAUACAAUCCAUCUCAGCGUGCAGCAAACUGCACCAAGUACUAUUACGUCCGUCAGGGAGAUGAGGAGGCCCUGAAGCAGGCUGUUGCUAACAUCGGGCCUAUUUCAGUUGCCAUUGAUGCCACCCACCCUCAGUUUAUCCUGUACCGCAGUGGAGUUUACAAUGAUCCAUCCUGCACCACAAACAUAAACCAUGCAGUGCUGGCUGUGGGAUACGGUGCGAUUGCUGGACAGGACUUUUGGCUGGUCAAAAACAGUUGGGGUACCGGAUUUGGAGAUGGUGGCUACAUCCGUAUGGCCAGAAACCAGAACAACAUGUGUGGCAUCGCCUCAUACGCCCUCUAUCCGGUUAUGUAACUGAAACCAUGUUGACAUCUAUGAAUAUAGAUAAGAAAUGUAUUAUUUCAUAAUUUAAUUUCUUAGCUGUUUUUUUUAUUUAAUUUUUUUCAUUUCCAAUUGUCUUUUAAAGAAAUCCAAAUGUAUUUUAUGAAUGUCUUACAAUAUAAAUAAACAAUUUUAAAUGUUUUUUUUUUUUCUUAUAAAGCUUUAAAAGGAAAAAAUUAUUUCAAUCUAUUCAGUGUUUACAAAUGACUUGGUUUUAUUCAGUGCAACAUCACAACGAACAGUUUCACAUGAGGUAUUAAAGGAUUUUUCAAGAUCAGCA
Molecule: messenger RNA, 1454 nt
Organism: Cyprinus carpio (common carp)
Lineage: Eukaryota; Metazoa; Chordata; Actinopteri; Cypriniformes; Cyprinidae
Product: cathepsin S
Biological process (GO): immune response
Cellular component (GO): lysosome
Molecular function (GO): cysteine-type endopeptidase activity
Source: RefSeq, a predicted model, not a curated record